This is a messenger RNA of Exaiptasia diaphana, 2144 nucleotides long. Its product is annotated as Bardet-Biedl syndrome 1 protein. The transcript has 2 exons. Bases 84 to 1853 code for a protein of 589 amino acids. Gene Ontology annotation, cellular component: axoneme; centrosome; BBSome. Gene Ontology annotation, biological process: protein localization to cilium; non-motile cilium assembly. The record is from RefSeq and is a predicted model, not a curated record. NCBI's taxonomy places the organism in Eukaryota, Metazoa, Cnidaria, Anthozoa, Actiniaria, Aiptasiidae. Gene Ontology annotation, molecular function: smoothened binding; patched binding.
AUCCGCCAUGUUGAAAGGUUGACAUCUGCAAGCGACUUUCUUCCGUGUUUUUUGGUUUUCUGAUUCAUCCCAAUAAGCAGAAAAUGAUUGACGGUUCCAGGGCAUCGCUAAAUCAAGGUGAUGAAGAUUCUGUGUGGCUAAAUGCACAUCAAGACCCAGUGGCCAGCCUCUACACAUUCUCUUCUUCAAUUUCAUUGGCUGAUCUCAAUGCCGAUGGAGAUUUCAAACUCUUAGUAGCAGACCUUGGUGCCGGRUCAUACGACAUGAAGCUGAAGGUCUUUAAAGGCACUAGYCUAUUCAUGGAGAGUGCAAUAAUUGACCUUCCGACUGCACUGGUGACAUUCUACAUGGACACUAAYGAUCCAAGAACGCCGGCAGUUGCUGUGGCUUCAGGUCCAUUCAUUUAUGUCUACAAGAAUCUAAGACCAUACUUUAAGUUCACCCUCCCUCCCCUAGAUGUCAACCCAGUUGAACAAGAUUUGUGGAAUCAAGCUAAAGAUGACAGGAUCGAUGUACAGAUGCUCAGAGAGAUGUUGGAGAGCUUGAAGAACGAGGGAAGUGAAGGGGAAUUAACUGUCAGAUCUUUGAAGUUUCUCUCACUCCCAUUUGAAGAAGUGGAUGGUUUUGCCAGUCUAUACAAAAUGGCUCCUCUUAAACGCCAAACUGUGAUCACUUGUAUGAACACUAUGAAGAAAAGCAUGGCUGAUGAUGAUGCUGUAAGCUGUCUUGUGAUUGGAACAGAAAGCAAAGAUGUCUUUGUCCUUGAUCCAGAAGCAUUUACAGUCCUUGCCAAAAUGAGCUUACCUAGUGUUCCCUCCUUCAUGUCUGUGACGGGAUUGUUUGAUGUAGAGUUCCGUAUUGUAGUGGCCUGUAGGGACGGUAAGGUAUAUACCUUGAAACGUGGCAGUAAAACAGCCAAGGCAUGCAUUGAGCUAACAUCACAAGCUGUCGGAUUGGAACGCAUUGGUAAAAACAUUGUGGUUGGUUGUAUGGAUGAUACCUUGGUCUGUUACUCUACCAAAGGAAAGAAAUUAUGGACUGUGUACUUGCCAUCUAACAUAGUAACCAUGGCACUAAUGGACUACAAAGCCAGGAGUUUCAAAGGAGUCUUUGUCAGCCUAAAUAAUGGAGARACUAGGAUCUACAAAGAUAAAUUCCUGGUCAACACAAUCCAGACACCUGAUCCUGUAACAGCCAUAAGAUUUGGUAGAUUUGGCCGUGAAGACAGUGCAUUGAUUCUUGUCACAAGCACUGGUGGUCUAUAUGUGAAGAUAUUGAAGCGCACUGCAACAUUUGAAGGCAAAGACUUCACUCCAGGGCCACCUCAAGCACAAUCAGUCAAACUAAAUGUCCCUAAGAAGACUAAGCUCUUUGUUGACCAAACAUUAAGAGAGCGUGAGAGUGCCACCAGCAUGCAYCGUAUGUUCCAGCAUGAUUUAUACCUGCUGAGGCUAACUGCUGCAAGAUCGUAUGUCAGUGCACUGCAGAAGAGCUURAACCCCAUCUCRUCAUCAGCAAUGGAGCCUCUGAAGCUCUCAGCUCACAUCCAAGGUAUUGGCCCAGCWUUUAAGCUCACUGUAAACCUUCAGAAUAUCUCACAAAGCAUUGCCAUCGCUAAUUUACUGAUCACCUUCCAGUACGACGAAUCGUUGUAUGCUCUGGCAAAGCCUAGUAUUACAGUUCCUAUGCUYGUCCCUAGUUUGUCAUAUAUCUACGAGACUCUUGUAGAAUGUAUUAGCGAUAAGGGUAUAUCUGAUACCAUUAAAGUGUUUGURUUAAGACAAGGUAAAAGUAUUCCUAUAAUAACUGCCGUUAUCAAUAUGCCUGUCAGUGAGGCUCUAGUCAUUGUAUAGUUUAUAAUGGUACAAAUCAACUGAAUGUAACUAAUUUAAAGAUUAAAAACUAUAGAUAGAGAAUGUUCUCCUAUCUUUAGGCUUAAUUAGGGUGUACAGAAAAAGGCCUUCCCUAGGCUAGGAAAUUCAACCMAAAGAUCUAUCUCUGUCAAGUGCUACAUGUAUUUAUUAAGAUAACCAGACUGCAUGCAUGAAUUUUUGAAAAUAUACAUGUAUAAAUGUAUAGAAGUGGAUUCAAAUGUACAUAGAUAAUAUAAAAGAAAUAAAGUUAACAUUCACUUCCAGUGCAAA